UACAAUCAUUUACAGCAUUUUAACUAACUGAUGUUAUUAUUUAUGUGUAACAUUCUCAUUUAUGUCCUACUUGUAAUUGUUUUACGGGCAAGUGGUAAUGAGUAACUAAGUACAUUUAUUUAAGUAUUGUACUUAAUAGUUUGUUAACAGUUUGUUAGAUUUAAGAGGCUCUAUUUGUAGAAUAUAGCAGAAAUGAAAUUUAAUAUUCAUAACUUUUCAUUAGUUUUUAUUUAAUAUCCACUGAGCUGCAUUGAAUCGUCAUGUUUCUACAGCAGACAAUCUAAGCACUGGCUCUAUAUGGGGCUGUUCAAGUUGUUUAUACAUUUCUUGACCAUUGUAGUUUCUCCUUGACACUAGGAAGGUGAUCUUGUGGUGGUUGAGUUGCAAUCAGCAACUAUGCCACAAAGUUCUACACACUGGACACUUUAAGUAGGCAACAUUGUCCUUUUACUAGUGCUAGUGACUAGCACCUCUAAAGCUCAGUAAUUGCUUAACUUAUGGUUUAACUGGAGUUUAUGUGUGAUUAUUUGUCGACUGUUAGCUGCACAAACUGCACAAGCAGAUUUUCACAUUUUCUCUUUACUCAUCAUCAUCACAAUUUUAACAGCUACAUUCGGUCUAUAGACAGCCAGGGGCUUUUUUUUGUGACAUCACUGAACAAGAUAAUUUUCUUUUUGACUCUUACUUGAGCUGAAGUCACACUUAGCUGACUGCUCCCUUAUUGACAUUAAGGUUAAUGUUUAGCAGUAUAGACUAAAUGCCAAUCUGAUUACAAACAGUACUGUGAUUUCAGUUUUAUUCAUCAGCUACACUGAAUCUGACACAGAAAGUUAUUGCAAACCUCCUUUGGCAAUGAUAAUUUCUUACAAGAAUGCUGUCACACCUCUGAAAUAUUUAUUUGUCAUGAGUCAGUGUUUAAAGCUACUGAGCCACAGUUCAAAUUAAUCCUGCACUUUCAACCUUUGGCAGGAGAGAAUAGAAAAUGUACAAAUCUGAGUGAGAAUUACAAAGAAAACAUACAGGCAGGCAGAUGACGACUAGAUCUUUAGAUUUCAGCAAGAAAUCAAUCACUUAAUCUAAAAAUUGACAGCGCACCAAGAUAUCACUGUAUAUUCCAGAAAAGGACAGACAUGCAGACACUUCUCUUAAUAUGUCUUAUUAAAUUGUCCAUCUACAUAAUCAGGCCUAUCCACAUGUCCAUACAUACAGUCAUAAUAUGUUUACAGAGUCUACACAGACACUCAGAAAUGAUCAGAUUAAGAAAUGUAAGUAGAAAUGUAACUUUAGGUGUGGUUACAGGUGCAAGAACAAACUGACACUUUUAAUAGGAAAGGGAAGUGAAAAACUGAUUUUUAGCCUUUUUAGCCUGUUCCUCUUUUAAAACUUCACCACUAGAUGUGCCCUCUUUCCAUGAUGGCACAAUUCUAGAUAGGAAACUACCAAAAAAGAAAAUAAGGGUGAUAUUUUUGUAACUACUAUAUAUGUGUGUGUAAAACUUGUUCCAUGUUCAUGAAUGCUUUAGUGGACUGGUCCUGCUGAUAACAUCGUUUUGACUGGGGCAAAUAAACACACAGAGGGUCAGAAACAGAUAACAAGCAGACCUAUUGCACACAUAUCAACACACACUGGCUAGACAGACAGAUAAAGCCAUGAUCCUGACAAGUCGCAGUUUGUGUCUUCCUUCUCCAGUCAUCGUCCAAGAGUUGUUCUUUGUGGCCCGAGAUGCCAGCAUCAUCCCUGAUAUUUCCAUGGACCCUGUCCUCACCACCUUCCUCUCGCUGGACUCCUCAGCAGCCCUACAGCAUCAAUAUGCCUUCUUACAGCGGAGCAUGAGCAGGGAGCAGCAGUCUGCAUUCAGGCUCAGCUUGACUGGAGAGCUGGGAGGGAGCAAAAGGGUCACCUAUGGAGGAGUAGGGGUUGUUGCUCUGGCUCUGUCCAUGCUUUUUGACCAGGUUGCCCAACAAGUCCGAGCACAAGGAUCAACAGAGGGGGGGAACUCAACACAGAGAUACCAGGUGAAGAGAAUUUUUGGUAUCAGCAGUUCUUCAAGAAUUGGCUGGAUUAUCCACAGCUACCUCUGCCUGAUCCCAGGCAUUGCCAACAACCUGGAGAAGAUGGCUGAGACAACAGAGCUUUACGACAACUGGCUGAAACUUGAGCUGAUUGACCAUUACGAGAGGAUGACCACUAAGAAGAGAAUGAGUUCAGUGUCUAUGCAGCAGUGGUUGGCAGGAGCUGCAGUUCAUCUACACAUGAGAAUUCACCAGGUUCGUAUGAAGUCUGUGCCAUUAGGAUCAGCUGAAUCACUGCGCUGGUCUUAUAAGUCGGGGUUGGUUGGUUUGGUUCAGCACUACACAACCUAUCUACGCAGAAACAUUCAGGAGACUCCAGCACCAGGCCGCCGAAAACCCCGAAUCAGGACAGCCAGUGCACUAAGACAAACUUACACGUUUAGCAUAACCAACAUUACCUGCUCAGGUAAUUGCAGUUUUAAUGGUAGCCAGGUUGGUCCAAAUAUCCAAAUCGACAGAUUUAAUGAGACUACAACACCCAGAUCAACUUCUAAUGUUAGCAGAAUUUUAAAAACAGAUAGAUCCAGUGAAGACUCUCGAUUUAAUGUGCCAAAAAGACGCAAUGAAACCACUGCAGGCAAUGAAAACAGAAAGACAUUCAACAAUUCUACUGGAUAUAACAGGGAUGAGGAAGCCCGCCUUCUGGGUCUGUUAGUUAUUGAGCCAUUGACGAAUGUGAGUCACAAUGUGCGACAUCACCCCUGUCAGUCUCCGGCCAUACAACAAGCUUUGGUGACUCGUAUUAUUAAUGCUCAGGACCUGGAACGCAACAGAAAGUUUUUCCAGUUCGCUGAAGGAGUUUUCUACAGCCUUGUUAGGCAGAGGGAUGACUUUGAACUCAAGACAAAUUAAACAGACAUGAAUGAUGCAUGAUUAAAUAUUUCACUGACUGUGUACAGUCCCACAAAUGAACCUAACAUUGUGCUGUUCUUCUUAGGAAACUAUCAUCUCAUCAGUCACUUUGAUCAUCAUCUCUUAUUCUCUGUCAGUCUAUGUGAAAGUAGGUGUCAUUCCCCGUUAACUGAACAGAUAUGAAAAGGUUUUGAUAAUCAACAUCCAAUGAUACUUUUCACGAGGCGUUUAAAGGAAUAAUUUUACAUCUUAAGAAGUACGCUUAUUCUCUUUCUUGCACAGAGUUUGGUGAGAAGAUAGAAAGAAGGAACAGUGCCUUUCUGACAUCUCCACUAAAAGCAGAUUUAUCUUCAGACAGUCAGGUUAGCUAUGCUAAAGUAAGUUAACCAUCUCCAGGCUUCAGCUUCACUGAAUCAUGAAAAUGAUAGUGAUCUUCUGUAUUUUAUGAUAACUUUUAUCAAGAAAUCAAAUAACCAUAUUUAUAUAUCAUUAUUUUAAUUCUGACUAAAAUUCUUUUUUUCUGGUACAGAACACCACAGAUUUUCUGUUUGCGAAGACAGAGAUAUGAUUUGCAUAAAGCCAGUCCAAUUAUUUCUUUUAAAUGAUAUUUGCAUAUAUCUCACUGAGACACUGAGUAACAACAAGACGGCAUACUGCGACAUGUUGCCAAACAAAAAGAGACAGAUUUUGCUCACAGUAGCAGAUAAAUCACCAAAUACCUUAUUUUCCCUCAUGUAAUAAUAAAAAUUACACACACAAAUUGAAGGGAUCUUUGACUGUGAUUCCAGCAGGAUUAGUUGCAUUUAUAUGUAUGUUCCACAAUUAUAUUUCUUAUUUUACAAAAGACGUGCUGUUCUCGUCACUGCUGUCUGCUGCUUACUUACCAUACUUUAAAUCACUGUAUAUGUGUUUAAUACACUAUCUUAUCUUAAACACAUUUAUGCUGCUCUAAUGAGAGUUGACUGAACUGGUACUCUUGUAAUGUAAAACUCAUUUCACUUAAUUUAAACCAAUAAUAAAUGUGAAACAUUCAAUUAUUCAUUCUGUUCAUUUGUACUUACUUUAUUGGGAACAAUUUUUGUAGCUUUAGUUGAGAGAAAUCAUGUAAUGUUUGAGUAUAACUCCCUUAAAAUGUUAUAAAUAUUGAGCCUGGUACUAGUGGUAUAGUAUACAGCCUCAGUGGCAAAACAUUACCAUCUUGUGGUGUAUAAAUGCCAUACAGAGUGGAAAAACAGUACAAGUACCUCAAAUAUUUUACACAAGUGUAUACAUUUAGUUAUUUUGUGACACUGAAGAAAAUGAAAAUAUUAGAGUAAAAAACAACAACAACAACAAAAAAAACACUUAAAAACGAAUACCGUGAUAUAUGUGAUGCAGUCUCUAUGCAGAAGUACAUGGGGUGCUGACCAGGAUACACAAUUAAUGAUUUACAGAACAAUGAUAAGAUCAAGAUUAGACUGGAUGUAAAGUUUGGAUGGAGUGCCAGGACAAUGUUUUCUGGCCUUUAGUGUACCACCUCAGUUCAAGGUUUACUUGUAGAAAUGGAAAAAAACUCCACUUGAGGUUUGACUAUCAAAACUGCCAAUGUGGUAAAUAAGUAAACCAACAGCAUACCAAAGCGAGCACCCAGUAAAGUUAGUUUAAAAAAAUGCAUGGGAAUGGAACAGAGUGUUUUGCAGUGUCAGGCUGCCUUCUGAAAUCAGGCAUAAUAAAAAUCAGUUAAACUUAUAAUAUCUUUCAGACCCAGAGAGUUCAACUCAGCCAGCUACAGCUAGUGUACAUAAGUGUAUAAGGUAACUGCAAUUACUGUCGUCUGCAGUUACACAUACAGGGCAAUAGCACAACAGGAUGUGUGAUUUAAAUCUAGUGACUAGAGUACUGUACUUUCCCGGCCUUGAUUAUCCAUUUACCGCAGUUACUCUGUUAACAGUAAACAGUGACAGAUGAUUAAAUGAGCUUUCCGUCUGUGUUGUUGUGUUUGCUGUCUGCUUGUGAAACACUUUGAAAUUGCUAUAUACAUAAUAUAUGUAAAAGCAAUGAUUGCUGCACAGCAUUUUGUGUGACAUCCUCAGACUAAGUCUCUUUCAGCACCUCAAAUUUUGACUUGAUGGACUUCCAACGUCCCUGUCCUUUUCUAGAAAUAUACUUAAAGGACCAGGAAGGAUUUAGGAUUUAAAUCCAGUAGGAUUUAGUGGAAUCUAGCAGUGUGCUUGUGGAUUGCAAACCCCCUUGCCUCACCCUCUCCUGACAGUUGUCAUGGAAAACCGUUUUUUUGAACGGGCUGUAAACAUGUUUAUUUCUGCUGUGAAGUUGGGCAUUUUAAUACGGCUGCUUAUGGAGGGUGACUCACUCCUGCAGCCUGACUCAAGCAGCCACUUGAGGAAUUACAGUUUUUAAAAAAAAAAUGUAUACAGCACUUCAACAUUGGCUUAAUUUUCCCGCCCGCUUAAUUGUAAUGCAGUCAAAGUGGGACUGGCUUUUCCACAUAAUGUAAUUGACACUUGACCAACCUGUACAACAUCUCUGUGAAAAGACACACUGUGUGCUCUAUUGUGCUUUUUUUUGUAUAAAGAAAA
Larimichthys crocea (large yellow croaker) is the source of this 5500-nucleotide messenger RNA. RefSeq lists its product as hypothetical. The transcript is spliced from 3 exons. The record is from RefSeq and is a predicted model, not a curated record. NCBI's taxonomy places the organism in Eukaryota, Metazoa, Chordata, Actinopteri, Sciaenidae. The coding region runs from base 1650 to 2924 and encodes 424 amino acids.